Messenger RNA from Erigeron canadensis, 2507 nucleotides. RefSeq names its product ankyrin repeat domain-containing protein 13C-B-like. The record is from RefSeq and is a predicted model, not a curated record. Lineage: Eukaryota; Viridiplantae; Streptophyta; Magnoliopsida; Asterales; Asteraceae. The coding region runs from base 211 to 2100 and encodes 629 amino acids. The transcript is spliced from 4 exons. Gene Ontology annotation, cellular component: cytoplasm. Gene Ontology annotation, molecular function: protein binding.
AAAGAAAAAGAUAGAUACCCACCCACUCUUCAUUACUCAGUCUUGUGAACACAAUUUUCUGCAAAACAACAGCACUUGAAUUCAGAUGCUAAUUCAAGAAAGCCCAUCAAAAUCUUGGAUCAGUUCAACUCAUACAGAUUGGGCUUUUGAUUUUUAGGAGAAUGUGUGAAUCUUGAAUUUAGUUAAAUUGAUAAGAACAGAAAGAUUCCGAUGGAAGAUUGGUCUAAAUACUCCCAUAGUCCUGCACAUUUAGCUGUUGUAAGAAAUGAUCAUGCUGCUCUCAAGAACAUUAUCUUGACACUGCCUCGUUUAGCAAAAGCUGGAGAUGUUACAACCGAGGCUGAAUCAGUAGCUUCUGAGCUGGAUGCUGAUGCCGUGUCAGCAGUAAUUGACCGCCGUGAUGUUCCAAGGAGAGAAACCCCUUUGCAUUUAGCCGUGCGUCUUAAAGAUCCAGUUUCAGCUGAGAUUUUAAUGGCUGCUGGUGCAGAUUGGAGUCUGCAAAAUGAGAACGGAUGGAGUGCACUUCAAGAAGCAGUUUGUAAUCGAGAAGAAAAUAUAGCCAUGAUUAUUGCUAGACAUUACCAGCCACUGGCAUGGGCUAAAUGGUGCCGUAGGUUACCUAGGAUUGUAUCUUCUGCUAAUCGUAUUCGUGAUUUUUAUAUGGAAAUAACUUUUCAUUUUGAAAGCUCCGUGAUUCCGUUUAUAGGGAGAAUUGCUCCUUCUGAUACUUAUAGGAUUUGGAAACGCGGUUCUAACUUACGGGCUGAUAUGACACUUGCGGGUUUUGAUGGGUUCAAAAUCCAACGGUCAGAUCAAACUUUCUUGUUUCUUGGAGAUGGGUAUGAAGAUGGUAAAGGAUCGUUACCUCCUGGUUCUUUAAUUCUUCUUUCUCAUAAAGAAAAAGAAAUAACAAAUGCUUUGGAAGGAGCUGGAGCCCAGCCUUCUGAAUCUGAAGUGGCACAUGAAGUUGCAUUGAUGUCACAAACUAACAUGUACCGACCUGGCAUUGAUGUGACUCAAGCCGAGGUUGUUCCUCAUUUGAACUGGAGAAGGGGCGAGAGCACAGAAGUUGUGGGCCCAUGGAAAAGUAAGGUUUUUGAUAUGCUUCAUGUGAUGGUGAGUGUAAAAUCUAGACGGGUUCCCGGUGCUCUGACUGACGAGGAGCUUUUUCCCACAAGUGAUGAGCGGGUUGCUGGUCAAGAUGAAUAUGAUGGUGUGUUGACUGCUGAAGAAAAGUGUCAGUUGGAUUCGGCUCUAAAAAUGGAAAAUCAAGAUGGGAAUUUUGACGAUGUGGACCGUGAACACGAAGUUCAUGAAAAUGGUAAUGUCGGUUCAUCUGCAAGCAAAGAUAAAAAAGGUUGGUUUGGUUGGAACAAAAAGGGUUCAAAAGCAGAUGGUUAUGAUCCUGAAGAUUCAAAGAUUCUUAAAAAGUUUUCGAAAUUGAACGAAGGUCAAAAGUUGAAAUCUGAAUUGCAGGGGGAGGAAAAUGAAGAGGGUAAAAAGGGGAAAGAUAAGAGUGGAAAGAAGAAAAAGAAGAAAGGAUCUGCAGCUGAGGCUAAGCAUGAGAGCGAGUAUAAAAAAGGUUUACGGCCUGUUUUGUGGUUGACACCUGAUUUUCCUCUGAAAACGGAAGAGCUUUUGCCUUUACUUGAUAUCUUGGCAAAUAAGGUGAAGGCUAUAAGGAGAUUAAGAGAGCUUUUAACCACCAAGCUACCUCAUGGGAUGUUCCCAGUCAAGAUUGCGAUUCCAAUCGUCCCAACAAUCAGAGUCCUAGUAACAUUCACAAAAUUUGAGGAGCUACAAUCUCAAUCAGAGGAAUUUUCAACACCUCUCUCCAGCCCGGAUCAUUUUCAAGAAUCCAAGUCCAAAGAACCAGAAGGAUCGGGUUCAUGGAUGUCAUGGAUGAAAGGAAGCCGCAGUCAAUCAAGUGACAAUGAAGUUUGCAUAGUCAAAGAUGAAACAGAUCCAUUCUAUAUUCCAUCUGAUUACACAUGGGUUGAUGCCAAUGAGAAGAAACGGCGAAUGAAAGCCAAGAAAGCCAAGAUCAAGAAACAAAAGAAGCAAUCAGCUGCCAAAAAUCUUGAGAACUGUGGAGGGUAAUCAAGCAAAGAUUUGGAAUUAAGGCAGUUGAUUUUGGAAGAAUACGUGUCAUGUUCUUCGUCAGGUUUGAUUGAGGACACAGCCACACAGGUUAGGGGUUUAAGUUGUUGAUAUUGAGCAAGAAGAUCUAUAAUCUUAUUGUUUUGUCCACUACUGUAGAUUGUAAUAUUAUUUUAAUAAGGUUCAGAUGUGAUGGUAAAAAUUUAUUUCAUUAUUUGGCUAUGGGGGUUUGUAGAAUCUGCUAACCAUUAUUGGUGAACUCUCAUGUAGGUUCAACAGGGGUAUCAAUAUUUACUUUAUACUAUCUUUACUGUAUAUCUUUGUGUAAACCUUAAACAUGAGUCUCAUACCUGAUUGUGUUGUUAUGCCUUGUAAUAUAAACAAGCAUGAUCACAUUUUUGAAAUUC